Debaryomyces tyrocola is the source of this 264-nucleotide messenger RNA. Lineage: Eukaryota; Fungi; Ascomycota; Pichiomycetes; Serinales; Debaryomycetaceae. The record is from the annotation of a GenBank genome assembly.
AUGGUAAGUUUUAUUAUUCAAAUUGUUGCGGAAAUAUUUUCUGAUCACACAAACAAAGCCAUGUUGACCGACUCAUGUACCACUAUCUUGAUCGAAAUAGAUAUAGAACGAAGCUUGGAAAUAGUCAAUCAAAUUACAGGCUCUGAAAACUGCGAAUUCUUAGCAUUGAAUUAUGGAGUUCUAGAUUGUCACUCAUCCGGACUUACAUUGAGGGGAGGACUAAUUUCAUUCAUUUAUGAGGCAUUUAGUGCUAACGAAUAUUAA